Molecule: messenger RNA, 429 nt
Organism: Meloidogyne enterolobii
Lineage: Eukaryota; Metazoa; Nematoda; Chromadorea; Rhabditida; Meloidogynidae
Source: the annotation of a GenBank genome assembly
AUGCUGGAAUGUGGUGGUAAAGACAAGGAUAAAGAUGUGAGUGAUUCUUCUGGAAAAGAAGAGGAAACAGGUACUACAGGCCAGAGAGGAAAUGGCCGGAGAGUCCGUGGACAGAGCCAUCAAACUCGCACUGGAUCAAGCCAUCGUUCUACAAUCCAAAAUCAAACAGUGAAUCCUAAUGAUCGUCGCAUGGUAAUGCUUAGUUACAAACAUCAAAUGCAUCAAAUAAAAAAGUUACGAAAUGAUUGGGGAAAACUGUGUAAAGCUCAACAUAAAAUUCACAAAAAUCAAAAAUAUAUUAAGAAGAAAAUGUUAAAGCUUAAUAAUUUAACAAAUCAGUGCAAACAUGAUAGUGAAAAUAUGUUAAAAUCAAGCGAACAGACCUGGAAGAAUUUGAAAGAAAUUUUUGAGCGUAAGGAAAUUUUUUAA